Macroventuria anomochaeta is the source of this 1892-nucleotide messenger RNA. RefSeq names its product sporulation protein-like protein RMD1. The record is from RefSeq and is a predicted model, not a curated record. Bases 138 to 1694 code for a protein of 518 amino acids. The transcript is spliced from 2 exons. NCBI's taxonomy places the organism in Eukaryota, Fungi, Ascomycota, Dothideomycetes, Pleosporales, Didymellaceae.
CGACUUUACUUCUCCACCCCACCGUAUGGCAGGGCCAUAAUUGCUCCCUUUGACUUGUGAUACCCUCCCGUGUUCAGCGCGCACUUCACCUCGUCCAAUUAUCGCGACACCGCCACAUUUUCAAACCCCGUAUCACAAUGGCGUCGAGCUCAACCGAAACCACGCCGCUGAUGUCGUCCAUGUCUGGCGGUAGCAAAACGAACAAAACAACCCCCCCAAAACAGCAGCGUACCGUCACAUUCAAUACGACAGUCUCUUCUUCCAAUGAUACUGCUCAAUUUCGAUCCGGGUUGCAGGGUGCAUCGUCGUCAAGACAACCUACAAGCCAUGGAGGUCAGCCAAUGCUCGCAGGUCUUAAUAGCAAACUGCGGAGAAGAAACAGCUCCGGCGCACCUGCAAGGAUACCACCAGGUCCUGUUGGAAAAAUUGGUCCUCAGAGAACGACGCGAACUGCGCAGAAAUUGAAGCUUCUCCCAGACCCAGCGCAAGGCGAGGAAGGGGAAGACGAAGAGAGCGGACGCGACGUAUACGUACAAUACACGAAAAUUAAAGACGCCACCGCGAGAAGAGAUGCAGCGCGACUGGGCAAGGCAGACCGAGACCGAUUACCGCGAGUGACGGCAUACUGUACAGCGGCGUCAUACAAGCUCGAUGACCUUAUGAGGUUUCUGAAGGGCAAGCAGAAGAUCAGGGGCGCAUUGCCGAAACGAUUCGACGAAUGUAUUUACUCGCCAUACAACUACGGUGCCAAGGGGCCGGAGGACGUUCACAGCUCAGCAGCACUCGAUGGCGCUCCCGGAGCGCUACAGAGGAGGUUCUCAGACAGCGCCAUCGAGGUCGAACAUCAGAACGAGAGGCGACGAGAGGACCUCAUCGACCUACACGAUGAUGGUGAUGCGCCGAACAUAGGCAACGGCGAGAGCUCAGACAGGCCCCGGCGACCGUCCAUCACACAUGCAGACUCGGACCCUCAGGUGGACACGCCUGACUUCGACACACGAGUUCACACACCUGAAGUCUUCCUGUUUGAGUACGGCACGGUCGUGAUCUGGGGCAUGUCACUACAAGAAGAGAAGCGCUUCCUCAAAGAGAUUGCGAAGUUCGAAGUCGAUAAACUUGGCAAAGACGAAGUUGAAACCGAAGAGUUCAACUUCUACUACACCCGCGAGUACCAGGCGCGCAUCUACAACGACUUCAUCUCUCUCCGCGACAAGAAGAACUACAUGAUCAAGCUCGCCAUCUCCCACGGCCUAUCCCAGUCCGUCAAGACCAGUCUCUUCGAAGACUUGGUCGACAGCACUAUCGACGACACCAAGGAUAUUCCCGCGCAGAUUGCUAGCUCCGGCAAAAUCAAUCUGAACAAGAAGCAGAUUAAUAUGCAGAUCGGAGAGCUGUUCAUUCUGCGUAUCAGUAUCCACUUGCAGGGCUCGGUGCUUGAUGCGCCGGAGCUCAUGUGGGCGGAACCGCAGCUGGAUCCUGUAUACCAGGCUGUGCGAAGCUAUCUCGAGAUGGACCAGCGAGUUACACUUCUCACAGAGCGAUUGAAUGUCAUUGGAGAUCUGCUGGCCGUUCUUAAGGACCAGUUAACAGCUACGCAUGGUGAAUUACUCGAGUGGAUUGUCAUCAUCCUCAUCUUCGCUGAAGUUGUUGUUGCAGCCAUCAACAUCUUUGUUGACUUGAACGCUGCAGACUAGUCGUUCCACUACCAUUCAAUGUACAUAGCUUUCCUUCUGUACAGUAUGCAGGCUCGCGGGACGGCGUUCUCAGGAGUACUUUUGUUUGGGCACGAUCAGUCUCGCAUGAUGCAAGGUGUUUGAGCUUUUGUGGGCGGACAGGUUACAGGUGUAGACUUAUGCAGGAGGAAGGAUUACUGGUAAUGUGAAGAAACAACU